GCGUUAAUGCAUAGAGCCUCUCUGAACAUGCUCGCUUCUUCUUCUAACGGUGGCCGCAAGAGGAAGGCGCCCGAAGGUCGUGAAAUGACGCACUCGCCGCCGCCACCGCGGCAUCAGAGGGCGGGAGCGUCGUCCCGGGCGCCGCCGCCACCGCCACCGCCGUCGUUGAACUUGCAGUUUCAUCUUGAUUGGCCAGAAGCGUCGUCGUCCCGGGCCCCGCCGCCCUGUUUUGACACCGUCCUUCGCUUAAGCGUCACGCCGCACGCGCCCCGCACGGAAGACGCUCCUCCGCUUCCUAACCUCCAUCUCCAUAAAGAUUUCAUCGAUCAAGCCCUCAAGCGUAAUAACGAUGGGGUAAGGGAAAUGCUAGAGGAAAUGUGCAAGCGGCAAUACGCGGCGGUGGUGACAGCGGCGGAGGAAAACGCGGCGAAGAAGCUGAAGGAGGCGGACGAAGAAAUAGUGGAAGUGAGGAGGAAGAACUGCGAACUGGAAUCCAUGCUUUCCAGUUACAGAACUCAAUCUAUGGCCAUGGCGGAGAGGCUCACGGCUCUUAAGGAAACCAACGCUGCUCUCAAUGCUGCCCUGCACGAGGCCACGCAUCGGAGGGACAGCGGCGGCGAUGAGGAGGCACAGUCGUCGUCGUUGGAGCCGGAUCAAGUGGUGGUGGUUAGAAUCAGUUGCAAAAUAUGCUGGAGAGGGCCUGCAACGAUGAUGGCAUGGCCGUGCCGCCAUCUUUGCCUGUGCAACAACUGUGCGAGAACAACCAAUCGUUGCCCCAUUUGCGAUGCUACAUUCCAAGAUUGCAUGGAAGUCAAAUUUUACUAA
Molecule: messenger RNA, 825 nt
Organism: Ipomoea triloba (trilobed morning glory)
Lineage: Eukaryota; Viridiplantae; Streptophyta; Magnoliopsida; Solanales; Convolvulaceae
Product: probable BOI-related E3 ubiquitin-protein ligase 3
Exons: 2
Coding region: 7-825 (272 amino acids)
Molecular function (GO): ubiquitin-protein transferase activity
Source: RefSeq, a predicted model, not a curated record